Messenger RNA from Siniperca chuatsi (mandarin fish), 4084 nucleotides. It is a transcript of the gene sat2a.1, whose product is annotated as spermidine/spermine N1-acetyltransferase family member 2a, tandem duplicate 1. The record is from RefSeq and is a predicted model, not a curated record. Lineage: Eukaryota; Metazoa; Chordata; Actinopteri; Centrarchiformes; Sinipercidae. Bases 170 to 679 code for a protein of 169 amino acids. The transcript has 6 exons. Gene Ontology annotation, molecular function: N-acetyltransferase activity.
CUUGCUUGUUGGAGGAGGGCACUCCCUCAGCUCACUUCUCUUCCUCUUUGGGGAGUUGAGUUGAACGGCACAGCUGAAGUCCUCCCUGUCCCUUUUCACGUUACAUCCGUCCGGACCCCAACCGGAGAACCGCCGCACUGUGAGCAUCACAUCAUCAGAUCCACACAACAUGGAGUACUCUAUCCGUGCAGCCAACGUGGAGGACUGCAAGGACAUCGCGCGGAUGAUAGUGGAAUUGGCUGAAUAUGAGAAAAUCGCAGACCAUGUGAAAGUCACACAGAGAGACUUGGAGCAGGACGGCUUCUCCAAGAACCCGUUCUUCCACGGGAUCAUCGCUGAAGUGCCAGAACAGCACAAAACCAAAGAAGGCCAUACGAAGAUAGGCUAUGCACUUUACUUUUAUUCCUACAGCUCAUGGUCGGGUAGAGCCAUUUUUAUGGAGGACUUGUACGUGAUGCCUGAGUUCAGAGGGAAGGGCAUUGGUAAAGCACUCAUGAGCAAGGUAGCACAGCUGGGCCUGGCUGCCGGCUGCAACCAGCUCAACUUCACCGUCCUGGACUGGAACAAAGCAUCUCUGGACUUUUACCUCAGCCAGGACUGCUUCGAUGUCACAGCUAACAUGGGUUACCACUAUAUGCGCUGCGAGGGAGCGGCACUGGAGCACCUGGCCCAACCAUAACCCAACACUGGGCUCAUGACGUCAUGACCUUUGCAACCAUGAGAUCAACCCACACAGUGCAGGGAUAUAGCACCACUCAGUGGCCCCAUUCCAAAUCUUGACAAUAACAAUUGUGAAUUUGAUUUCUCAAAAAAGAAGAUUAUUAAAAUAACUGACUGUUCGUUAAGUGUGCGCCCACCACUUACUGUUACUACGCCUGUCAAGUUUUCCAUGCUAGCACAGCACAUAUGCAGUUAACAAAAAUAUCAAUGGCAGAUUUACCACCUGAAAGUCUUCGUAAUUUUUCACACAAUGGGUCUUUAAUUUCACAUAAAGGUAAACAAAAGAAGGCUUCUCAUUUAUAGAUAAUCACUGUCAAUUUUGUCAGCUGAAUAACAACAGUUGGCAGAUUUUAAUAGCUGUAGUUAGCCAGCGUUAGCUAAUUAGCUGACCUCAAUUCACUGAGCUGGCUCAAAACUCUGUCUGCAGCCAAAUUUUUGAUUUUUCCAUCUGACGUGCUUUAAAACGAGAACCCUGUAAAAUAUACACAAUAGCUACAUUAAUAAUGCUAAAAGACUGAUGCUAAAGCUACAUGUUCCAGGCAAAAAGUCAGCAUCCUUACUAGUUGAUUAUCUAUGUAGAAGACAUGGAUAUAAGGAGCAGCAUUGUUUUUGUCUUGCAAUGUAGAGCUAGUUAGCCCUAGUAUUAUAGUAUAGUAUUAUUAAUAAAAAUAUAAUUCAAAUAUUCAUUGUUCUAACACAGACCUCUUUUGAUGCUCGCUAUAUAUAAACUUGGACAAGCAGCACAGAGGUUAGAUUUAUGUUUUAUUGUUCUCAUUUUCAAACACUAUGUUUCACUUUUACAAGCGAAAAAGUUUUGAAGAUGAGGACUACUCUGAGGUGUUUCACAAACAUAGAUUGGCUGGAGUUGCUGGAGUGAAAACUUUCCCAAAUCCAAUAAUGAGCAGGACAGAACCGGUAAUGUUAGCCUAAACUAAUUUUAUGCUCCUUGGCUUUAAAAGUAAUGCUCAGUUACUACUGGUCGUAAGCUAGUUAGCCAGGCAUGCUAAGAUUUGCAACUUACAUUAGAGCAGACAAACCCACUGUUAAUGCAUUCCUUACAAUUUUGCUGUUUGUUGCUGUGGGUUUUUGGUCUGGGUAAAGCUAAAAACAAAAGACCCUCCAAACUCUUUAUAUACGAGGUAUCGCUCUUACUACAUCCUCAGGCACACCGCUUCAACAUGUAGGCUGUUUUGUGUUUUCCCCCUUGGGAUAUGUUAUGACCCAGAGCACCUUUGAUUUCGGUGUUAAAUGGAUCAGAUAACCUAACCUUUAGAAUAUAUGGGCAUGAGAAAGGUCUGACAGGAGUGUGCGCGUGUGUGUGUGUGUGUGUGUGUGUGUGUGUGUGUGUGUGUGUGUGUGUGUGUGUGUGUGUGUGUGGUGUGGGGUUUUUAGAAAAAGUCUUAGCAUACAGUAAAACAAUUCAUCAUCUACAAAUGAAAUAAUUUUUUUGCACAAAAAUCCAGAAAGACCUUUUGCAUUGCAAAGCCAAGAUGUAUGUUUCAUUGUAUGACUGUUGGAAAAGAGUGAGUUUUUGCUAUCUUAUCCCUUUAAAUGUAUUACUAAUUUAAACUAUGACAACAGCAACCAAAGAGUCAGUCUCCUCUCCCCUCAUCUUCCAGAUGAGGAGUACUGUAAAACUGUUGUGAAGCACAAUGUUGUUAUUUGGACUGUUUUCUUCCUUUUAAGCUAUGUAUGUACAAAGUCGUUGUGAUGAAAUUGUGAAGUAAAGGUAUCAGUUGGACUCUAAACCUAAACCUACUUUCCUGCAGCCAAACAACAAAAUCUUGGGACUGGUUUCAAAGAAAGGGAUGAAGCCUAGAAUCAGGCAAAAACAAUCCAUCUGGUGGGAUUUAAAAAAUAAAAGUCUUGGACUGGGCUCAGUUUGUGUCUUUGAACCUGUCCUGCUAAAAUGAAAGGGGCAUAAUUCUGGGCUGCACUUCUGUUUUAUAUCCAGUUUACUUUAAAAAAAAAAAAAGAAAGCUUUUUGUAUCAUUUCCAGCUAUUUAAUGAAAACAGUCUUGAGUUGUGGGUUAUAUUUAGUUUGUUUUCUCUCAUUCUAAACAAGUAAGAACCACUGACCCUCCUUUGUAGCUUUUGCAAUUUGCUUUUCUUUUCAUACUUUGUUUACAAAAUAAUUGAGUAAAGAAUGUGCAUUUUUUUCAUCUUUGGCACAUUGUGUUGUAAAAUAUUCACGUAUGUUUGCUUCAGUGUGCAAAAUCUACAGACCUCAUCAGUGUGGAAGAGUACAUUAAUGUGCUGUCAUCGUGCUGUUACAGAGUGCAUGAGCCCAAGACUCAAUAGAGUCCAAGGGAACAUGAAGAGAUAUUUAUAACCUCCCUUGUCUGCAACUUCCCUUCAGAAUGCCAAACCCAGAGCUAUAAAUUAUACAACUUGUUACUCUGCUCCCAGCAUAGAUUUCUCGAACUGUUUCAAAAUCAAAUCAAAGUUCACCCUGAUUCCUGUCAAAUCAUGGCAAUAAAUCAGCUUUGAAGAGCAACUUUGCAUACAAAAAACAAGAAAAGAUAGUUCAGUGCUUGAAAUGUUUAUUCAGAUUUUAAUAGGAUGUGUGUGUAAUUAUUACACGGUGUAACAGUCCGUGUAAGUAGAUACGACAACCAUGUUGAUGUAUUGGGCUCAUUUCCACAACUUGGGUGCUGUGUAGUUGUCAGGAAGGGGCGUAAGUGUGUCACCCAGUGUACCAUUCACAUGGUGAGAUAUUUCUAACAUGUUCAAUACUGGUGUUAUUGUGUUUUUAAAUGCUACGUGCAGUAAUUGAUGUUUUCUGCAAGGAGAGGCAUAAGUUUUAUUGUGUUAAUGUGUCUCAUUUAGUCUCUGAAAUGGCUGAAAAUAUAGAUGGUCAUAGUUGGGUGGAAACCUUGUGAAUCCAAAACGUAAACCUUUCAGGAACACCAUGCAUUUCAGACUUGACCCACUGACUUUUUUUUUAAAGGGCUUCAUAAGAUCAAAUAAAUUCCCUCAACCCACAAAGGAGCAUGCAAUUCCUCCACUGAAACAGGAAAAUCACCAAAAAUGGAUUCAUAGUCUUUUCGCAUGACCAGUAAAAUGUUUGAUGUCAUAAUUUCACCCAACUGGCCACAAAAAGCACAUUUCACAGUUAAGUGGCAGUGUACCAGUAAUCCUGAUACAUUAGAAAAUGUCAACAAGCCAUGUCACCUUUAGCCUAGAACCUGCAUGAGAGUCAAAUGUUGGUUUAAUAAAAGUAUUUUAGGCUUCUUGUAACCCAUUCUUGAAAAGCAAGAGUGUGUUUUACUUGUAUACUUGUUUGACUGCUCUGUUCAGCUGACACUGAUGAAUAAAACCUGUCAGACUGCAGUUGUACAAUAAAGUGAUGUGUGUGAAUGUG